CGGAAGUUGUAGAGGUCGCACGUUUCACUGUACUACCAAUUUUAACAAUAAAGUAAACGUGCUCUGCUAUUUUUUGUUAUAUUUUGAAUAACCUAGGAACACAAUGAAAUUCUCUUAUAAGUUCAGUAAUUUACUUGGUACGGUGUACCGUAAAGGAAAUGUAAUAUUCUCUUUGGAUGGAUCGUCUGUUAUUAGUCCAGUGGGAAAUAGAAUCACUAUUUUUGAUUUAAAAAACAACAAAUCAACGACUCUUCCAAUAGAAAGUAAUUAUAAUUAUAGCACUUUAGACAUUUCUCCAAACGGUCGUUUGUUAAUCGCAAUUAAUGAAGAGGGAGAUGCUCAUAUAAUCAGUAUGGCCAGUAAAACGGUGAUAAAUAAAUAUAGAUUUAAAUUUCAUGUCAAAUGCGUUAAAUUUUCACCUGACGGGGAACACUUAGCUGUUUGUAAACAGAAUAAGGUUUUUAUUUUUGAUGUACCAAGUCUGCAAUCAAGAGAAUACAAUUCAUUUAUAAUGGAACGAGUAUUUCAUACAGCUGUCGAUGAAACUUCGUGUUUAGAUUGGUCUUUCGAUUCCAACCUAUUGGCUGUUGGUUCCAAAGAUUGUUGUAUUCAAUUGUACAGUUUAAACAAAUGGGUUAAUUUUAAACCAAUUAUGCUUGGUAGUCAUCGUGAUAGUAUCGUAGGGUGUUUCUUUGAAAAGGAUAGUUAUGACAUAACGACUGUUGACAGAUAUGGACAAGUUUGUUAUUGGCAAUGCACCAUUGAUCCCAAGGAUUUGGUGCUUUGGAAUCCACCGAUUAAAAAAAAAAAAAGAAGAAAAAUUGAUAGCGACAUUGAAGAUGACGUAGACUUGGAUAAAGCUAUAGAAAAAACUGAAAAACAAUUCGAAACUUCUGAGAAUAAAUUAUUCCAAUUCCCAUUUGAAACAACAGAAGAAGUAGAAAAUGAAGAAGAAAUAAGUUCUUUUUCCUCUGAAGAUGAACAAGAAACAGAAAUAAAAGAAAAAGAAACAGAAAGAGAAGAUAAUACAAAAAAAUUGAAAAAAUUUAGAAAAUUACGUUAUAAAAAAAUUGUACGUCAUUUCGUAUCACCAAAAGUAGAAAAACAAGACUCAAAGGAUAUAAAAUUAACGGCAGCUGCAUAUCAUAAAGAUUCUCAUAUUUUAAUAGUAGGAUUUAAUAAUGGUACCUUCUUUUUAUAUGAUAUGCCUGACGGGAACGAGAUUCAUUCUUUAGAGAUUUCUCAACAAAGUAUUUCUACUAUUGCGAUAAACCCUACUGGAGAUUGGAUAGCUUUAGGAUGUUCAAAUGUAGGUCAAUUAUUGGUUUGGGAAUGGCAAAGUGAAACAUACGCUAUGAAACAGCAAGGACACAGUAACAAUAUUAAUUCUUUAGCUUAUAGUCCUGAUGGACAAUAUAUUGUUACGGGUGGAGAAGAUGGAAAAGUAAAGCUAUGGAAUACCACGAGCGGAUUUUGUUCUGUUACCUUUAAAGAACACACUUCCGCGGUUACAGGAGUUUUUUUCAGUCACAACCGUAAAUUCAUUGUUUCUUCUUCGCUGGAUGGAACUGUCCGAGCGUACGACUUAACCAGAUACAGAAAUUUUAAAACUUUAACGUCAUUGAAACCGAUACAAUUUUCUUGCGUAACGUUAGACUCGAGCGACGAGUUCGUUGCUGCAGGAGGUCAAGAUUUCUUUUUUAUUUACUUGUGGAGUAUUAAAAUGGGAUCUUUAUUAGAAAUAUUAGGUGGUCACACUGGACCCGUUGUAAGUUUAGCUUUUAAUCCGAAUUUGGCGAGCUCUGAACUGGUAUCUGUUUCCUGGGACAAAACAUUGAAAAUAUGGAAUGCUAUAAGAAAUGAUUCUAUGCAUGAGACGAUACAGUUAAAUUCCGAGGGUUUAUACGUCACUUACAGACCUGACGGGGAAGAAAUUGCAGUUGCUACUUUAGACGGAGACAUUUCAUUUUUCCAUUGUAAAACUGUACGACAAACAGGCAGUAUCGAGGGCAGGAAUGACUUAGCCGGUGGUAGAUUACAAACAGAUAUGAUUACAGCAAAAAAAUCUUCACAGGCUAAAGGAUUUACUUCAUUGUGUUAUUCUGCUGAUGGCUCGUGUAUAUUAGCUGGUGGAUGUUCUAAAAACGUUUGUAUUUAUAAUGUUAAAGAAGGCAUAUUAUUAAAAAAAUUUGAAGUCACACAAAACAGGUCUUUGGAUGCGGUAAACGAUUAUAUAAACAGGCGAAAAUUGACUGAAUUUGGAAAUUUGAAUCUGGUUGAAGAACGUGAAGAAAAUGAGGGUGGUAACGUGACGUUGCGUUUGCCAGGUGUUAGAAGUGGCGAUAUGGCUAGCAGAAGUAUGAAACCGGAAGUCAGGGUUUAUAGUUUACAAUUUUGUCCAACAGGACAAGCAUGGGGAGCAGCAACGACCGAAGGUUUGCUGAUAUAUUCGUUAAAUGCCGGAUAUAUGUUUGACCCGUUUCAACUAGAGAUUGAAAUCACUCCUCAUACUACCAAAAAAGUUAUUUCUAAACAGAAAUACGGAAAAGCAUUGAUGAUGGCUUUGAAACUGAAUGAAAAAUCUUUAAUAAGACAAAGUUUAGAAGCUGUACCAUUCAAAAAUAUUGAACUGGUUAUAAGUUUCUUGGCGGAUAUUUAUGUAGAGAAGGUUUUGAAAUUCAUAACAACCGAAUUAGAAUCAACGAGACAUAUACAUUUUUAUCUUUUAUGGAUAGAAGUGAUAUUAACUAAUCAUGGACAUAAAAUGAACACGAUCUUUCAAAUGCCGUUACUGUUAAUGUUGCAAAGAAAUAUGCAAAAAAUGUACGACGAUUUGAGUCAUAUAUGUGAUUAUAAUCAAUACACGAUAAGUUACAUACAAAACAUGGGAAGAAUAAAGGCUGCUAAAUCUAAAUUAAAAGAUAAAGAUCCGUGUAGUGAUGAAUCCGAUGAUUCAUUAUAAAUCAUCAUCUGUAAUGAUUUAUCUUAAUACAAGUAAAAUAAUUUUAACUUUGUAUAUAUAAAAAAAAUGCAUGUAAAUGCAUUAUAUAAAAAAAAUGCAUGUAAAUGCAUUAUAUAUAUAAGAAAUACAUAAAAAUAU
Molecule: messenger RNA, 3100 nt
Organism: Polistes canadensis
Lineage: Eukaryota; Metazoa; Arthropoda; Insecta; Hymenoptera; Vespidae
Product: periodic tryptophan protein 2 homolog
Exons: 15
Coding region: 104-2962 (952 amino acids)
Biological process (GO): ribosomal small subunit assembly; maturation of SSU-rRNA from tricistronic rRNA transcript (SSU-rRNA, 5.8S rRNA, LSU-rRNA)
Cellular component (GO): small-subunit processome; Pwp2p-containing subcomplex of 90S preribosome
Molecular function (GO): protein binding
Source: RefSeq, a predicted model, not a curated record